Messenger RNA from Chaetomium strumarium, 1312 nucleotides. RefSeq lists its product as uncharacterized. Bases 271 to 1050 code for a protein of 259 amino acids. The record is from RefSeq and is a predicted model, not a curated record. The transcript is spliced from 3 exons. NCBI's taxonomy places the organism in Eukaryota, Fungi, Ascomycota, Sordariomycetes, Sordariales, Chaetomiaceae.
GGGAAGCAUGGGGGGCUUGGCGCGGCUAUAAAUGGGCAGGGUUAUUUUCGCGAGCAGGCAAUUACUAUAAACCCCAACCCGCUUCUGUUUCCUCCCUCCAUCUUUUCGUCUCAUCACAUGCAAGGCACUCGCUGGAUCUCCUAUCCUCAACGGCUUCUGAGAAAUCUGGCGAUUCCGAGUGCAUCAAAAAGAAAAUGGAGUCCGAAAUGGAAGAGUUUGCUCGCAUGGAGUUGAGCCUCCGAUUUCAAUUUCUCGAAGCCAUCAAAACCAAUGCCGCCAAUCUCCAUGCUGUACGUCACAGCUUGGGAGCCCUCGUUGACACCCGGUUACUGUCGAACCGGUCGAAGACUACUACAUCACACACGCCGAUAUACGCUGCCAGUCUGUUCCAAGAACUGCAAGCAACUUCCAGGUUGUUGGGAAUUCAGGAUACACGCCACUAUGCUGGUUCUUUUUAUGGUGGCCCCGAUUCAUGAAAUCAAGACAGUGAUCAGUUUGAUGAGGCAAUUUGCCAGCCUUGGUCCUACUGCGCCCUUCGUUGGUGCCUCUGGCUUAGCAGGAAGUGCUGUGCUUGCACUAAGAGACUGUCGCCGUCCGGUACUGCCAACAGAAACACCACUCUCAGCACCAUCAUCGGGUUUUUUGGGCCCUCCUGAUGCUACUGGUGAGAUGGAAGCACAGCUGCCAGAGAAUGAGAUGGAUAUUCCUGGGUCCUUUCUGGAAGAAGCGACCCUGCGGCAGCGCAUAGACCGCAGUCAGAGAUCAGGAACGAUCAAGAACUUUCAGCCCAAGCCCAAACCUGGCUCAUCGCAGAAGCGGCAUCCCAUAAGAACUGGCCAAACCUUCACCAUUCGAACGCAGGACCCUCAGGAUCUUCCAAGCAUUGCAAUAGCUGCUAGAUCUGUAGUAGAACCUCCUCCGAGUUGGGUCUAUCAGUGGCUCUGCAAAUGCGACCGACGAGGACUACGAUCAAGACUGGAGGUCAGACGAAGAAGGGGAAUUGGAUUGAAAAUGUCCAUCAAGGAGGGAAGCGGACGAUGCUCUGCAUGAUCCACCGAAGAAUUCACGGGAUUAUAAGUCUGUGACAUCGACAGCGAGCUCUGGAAACGACAUGCUGUAUAGAACACAGUACGCGGUUUCCGAAAGCACGCCCAACUGGAACAGCUGUUCAAGCAAGUAUGCGCUGCAGUAUCGAGGCGGUUGGUGCGAGACAUCGCCAAUCAACCUACAGGUACGAUUCGGGGCCGCUCGUCCGUAUGACCAGUUCACUCGAAUCAACUUGGCCAGACUGGAGAGGGAAAAGCGGAUAGUG